Messenger RNA from Volvox carteri f. nagariensis, 1218 nucleotides. It is a transcript of the gene ast2, whose product is annotated as aspartate aminotransferase. The record is from RefSeq and is a predicted model, not a curated record. Gene Ontology annotation, biological process: biosynthetic process. The coding region runs from base 1 to 1218 and encodes 405 amino acids. Lineage: Eukaryota; Viridiplantae; Chlorophyta; Chlorophyceae; Chlamydomonadales; Volvocaceae. Gene Ontology annotation, molecular function: catalytic activity; pyridoxal phosphate binding. The transcript is spliced from 11 exons.
AUGCACACAACACAGCUGCUUUCCCGGCGUAUCGACGCCACGGAUACCCCCGUGAUCGACUUCACCCGGCGGCUCAUGGCGCAGAGGAAGGACGCCCUGUCCCUGGCACAGGGUAUCGUGCACUGGGGCCCUCCUCCGGCCGCCCUGGAGCGAUUGACCGCCCGCUUGGUUUCGGAGCCUGCUGCGAUCAGCGGCUACGCGCCCAAUGAGGGGCUUCCGGCUCUGCGGGCGGCGCUGCGACGCAAGCUGCUGGAGCGCAACCGCCUGCCGCACUACGACGUUAUCGUCACGCCGGGAUGCAAUCAGGCAUUCGUGAACGUGCUGCUGUCCCUGUGCGACGUGGACGACAGAGUGGUGCUAUUCCAGCCGUACUACUUCGACCACCUCAUGGCGAUACAGAUGACUGGCAGUGCGGAUCGAGUCGUGUUGGGGGAGUGCGACCCGGUCACCAUGCGACCCUCCCGGGAGUGGUUGCGGAGGGAGCUGUCGGGCCCUAUGCCGCCCAAAAUGGUGGUCAUCGUCAAUCCCUGCAACCCCACAGGGUUGUUGCUGACGCGUGACGAGCUGAAUGAGAUCAGCGGCCUGUGUGCGGCUGCGGGUACCUGGCUGGUGCUUGAUAACACGUACGAGGACUUCAUAUUCGCACCGGGGGAGCACUACUGCCCCGCAGGACCCCACGUCAUCCACUUGUUCUCAAUGUCCAAGGCGUACGGCAUGAUGGGCUGGCGCGUUGGUUACAUCGCGAUUCCUGACUACGAUCACCACAACAAGGACGUGGAGGGGGAGGUGCAAGACGCGGUGUGUAUUUGUGCCCCCCAGCCAAGCCAGCUGCUCGCACUGGAGGCUCUCGGUCCGGGGGGCAGGGAGCACGUGGACCAACACGUCAGUAAAUUGGCAGCCAAUCGCGACCUGCUCCGUUCGGCGCUGAGCUGUCUGGAGCCGCACGUGCUAGGCGGUGAGGGGGCCAUCUACUUGUGGGCUCGACUACCCCCCAGUUGCGGGGGUGACGACCGGGGCGCGGUGGAGUGGCUGGUCCGGGAGGCCGGUGUGUGCGUCAUUCCGGGCUCGGCGUUCGGAAUGCCGGGAUAUAUCCGGUGCUCCUACGCGAAUUUGCCGCCGGAGAAGUUCCCGGCUGCGGUGGAGCGUUUGAGAGAGGGUCUGGAGCAUCUGGUGGCGUACGGCAUGACGGACAUGGGGCAACAGCAAACAAUGCCGUAA